This is a messenger RNA of Mizuhopecten yessoensis (Yesso scallop), 4340 nucleotides long. RefSeq lists its product as uncharacterized. Gene Ontology annotation, molecular function: nucleic acid binding. Bases 111 to 3434 code for a protein of 1107 amino acids. The transcript is spliced from 16 exons. The record is from RefSeq and is a predicted model, not a curated record. NCBI's taxonomy places the organism in Eukaryota, Metazoa, Mollusca, Bivalvia, Pectinida, Pectinidae.
GCAAAGUAAUGCACGGGGGAUAACUCUGAUCUGCGCAUAUUGUGGCCGGCAUUGUUCCAGGAGUGGAAACAGGUUUCUGAAUUAUAAGUGACAUUGAUACUAAAAAAACAAUGGCAACCCCAGCAGAUGAGGCAGCUGCAGUGUCUGCUGCCGAAACUGUUCAAUCUGAGCAUGAAGAACCUGAUAAAGAGCAAGAAGAAGUGGGGGAAGCUGAUGAGGAACAAGGAGAAGAAAUGGACGAAGCUGAUGAGGAACAAGAGGAAGAAAUUGAGGAUGAAGAAGGGGUAGAAAUGUUUAUGACAGAUAACUGGGAUGUUGUAGAUGAAGCAUCAGGAUCUGAACAUGACGAUGAUGAGGGAGAGAUUGAUCAUGACAUAGAGAUAGAUGACAAUGAAAUGCCUACAGGUCCUGAGUAUGAGGCAGAUGGAGACCUUGAAGAUGAUAUGGAACCUAGUUAUGAUGAUGAACACAUUGAAGAAGAGGGUAACAUACAAGAGGAGACUGGAGAACUUGAUGAAAGUGAUCAAAAAGAGGAUUCUUCAUCUGCAAAGCAAACUGAUGUUGCAGAAAGUAACGAAAGUAAAACAGCAGAUGUUAAAUCUAAGGACACUUUAGAUAAAGAUGAAAAUAAAACAGAAUCAACAGAGGAAAAUGCUGACCAAAAGCAAGCAGGAGAUAAAGAUGUGAACACUGACGGCGAUGACGCUGAAAAGGGGGCUGCAGAAGUUAAAGGUGAUGAUGCAGACAAAUCCGAUAAAAAGGAAAGUGGUGAUUCUGGAAAAGAUGGAACCGAAGAAAAGAAUUCAAAGGAUAAGGUUGAGGGAGAAGAGAAAACAGCUACCAAAAAAGUUGAAAAAAACCCAGAGGGAGGCAAAAAAGACACUGCUAAAUCCAAGGGUGAUAAAAAAGAUGCCGGAAAGGGUGCCAACUCCAGAGCUGAAGCUAAAGCUAGGGCUGAGGCUGAGGCAAAAGCUAGAGCUGAAGCAAGAGCCAAGGCUGAUGCAAGGAGAAAGGCUGAGCAUGAAGCCAUGACAAAGGAAUGGGACAAUUUGGUUGUGACCUUGAGUGAAGUGGAGGUGAGAAACUUUAAAGCUGAUGACUUUUUCCUCUGCCUUUGCAAAGCAAAGGAAAUCCAUAUUGAUUUUGAAGAUCUGAAUGGAAUGCGUACACUGGGGAAAAUGAAAGUUGCUUUCAAUGCUUCAAGUCCAGUGCGAUAUGAAAGUCUUGUCAAAAGUCUGGCCAACCUUAGGCUGCUGGGAAUAAAGAUUGAUGAAUGCUCUGAACAUUUGUUGAAGAAAACAAAUGAUUUCUGCAGAAGAUUGGGUCUACAAGAAGGCCAUCCCAGGGACAGGUCAUUGUUCCUGAAGAGUUUACCUGAAGAUACGACAGACUUGUCACUGAAGGAAUACAUACCUAAUAUGGUCAGGGCUUGUGUAGCCCGCAAGCCAGGGGGCAAGGUUGUUGGCUGGGCUGUAGUAGAAAUGCCAACUAAGUCAGAAUGUCUUGCAUUUCUUCAUGAAAAUAAGUUCAUCAAAAUCGGAAGCCUUCAAGUGAGAGUCAGCAGGAUGACAUCGAUAGGAAAACCUGAGAUUCCAUCGACACCUCGUGUGCAGCAGUGGCUGUGGGGGAAACCCUUCUAUUUGUCUGACAAGAGAAGGGAGUAUUGGAACAACAAAAAGAAUGUCCUCCAAGACAGUCGACCUACCCAGGAUAGACGACCUGUUGGCAGGUUCAGUCGCGGCAACUUCAGGGACAACAAGUUCUUGAACACCCGUGGCAGGAGGCCCAACAUGAGGGGCACUGGCCUGAGGUCGGGCAUGAACUUGGGAAUGAGAACAAAUAUGGGCAUACCCGGGCUCAAUGUCAGCUUAGGGGCUGCAAACAUGGGUGGCAUGGGAAUGGGCCCGUCCAACAUGGGGAACAUGAUGGGACAGGGAAUGGGUGGAAACAUGGGGGGUCUCAACAUGAGAUCAACUAUGGGAAUGGGAAAUAUGGGAAUGGCAUCUAGCAUGGGGGGGAUGGGAACUGGAAUGAUGGGAAAUAUGGGUGGUGCAGGCGUAGGAAUGGGCAUGGGUGGAAAUUCCAUGGGGGGCCUUAACAUGAACCAAGGAAUGGGCCAAAUGGGGUCAGAUAUGCGUCAAAUGAGAAGCAAUAUCUCGUCAAGGUCAAGAAGUCGGGAUAGACUUGACCGGAGUCCUUCCCAGGGCAGAGGUUUUGGAUCAGAUAGGUCCUUCAGUGAUCAGCGUCAAAGGAGGAGCACUGGGGGUACCAUGGAGACAGGUCGCCUCAAUAACGGGAGAGGGUCGUCUAGGGAUGGAGGAAUGAGGCGAACCAGUGAUAUCAAUGUACGGCCAUCAAGAGGAAACAGGGGCAAUUUUACUCAAAGAGGCAGUUAUUCAGGUGGAAGGGGAGGUAACUACAGAGGUGGGCGAGACAGUAGAAGUAACUUUGAUUCAGGCAGAGAUGAAGGCUUUGAUAGAAAUCGUAGUCCAGUACGGAGUAGAAGAGACAGUGGUGACUUAAGCCGAGACUACAGGGAUUACAACAAAGGUGGACAUUUUAGUGACCACAGUGACUAUGAGGAUGACUACAACCGAGGGGGAUCCCAUCGCAGCCGAGAUGAUGACUAUGAUCGUGAAUAUGAUCGGCCAUCAAGAUCGUCGGACAGGAUGGGACCGAGCUCAGCACCAAAGAGGCAGCAGCAACAGAUCACCAGGAGGAGGGAGAGAAGCCCUGUUUGGGAUGACAGAGACUAUGACUCACACGACAUGGGCCUAGACGAUGAUUCCAGGGGAAGAGGAGUUAAAAAGACAGCUUCGCGCAGGGACCUUUCUGAAAAGCUUGGAGUUGUCCUCUCAAACGAAAGACAAGGUGUCCAGGAUGACCGUGCCAUGGUCGCUCUCCUCCAGACAGCUCUAGAUGCUAUGCAAAAGAAAGAAGGGAGUAAGUCUCCAGCCCGUGGCUCUGCCAGCAGUUCACUGGGACGUCCAGUCGCAGUUCCCUCUACACGGAGAGCAAAUCCUGUUGCCCUAAAAAGGAGGAAACCCUAUGAUGAGGAUCACUCACAAAUGCAGAAAAGGCCAAGAGAAGAAUUUUCUCCACAAAGUUCUACAAUGGGCCGUACCUCUACAAUGGGAAGUGGAGGCUACUCUGGGGGGCAGACAUCAUACCAAUACCGCUCCCCAAUACAGAACCAGUACUCCGCCUCCAAACCUAGCUUCGGAGCAACACGAGGGGGAGUGAGCAGAGGUGGAAGAGGGAGUAUGCGUGGAGGAAAUAUGAGAGGAGCAGCCAGAGGAGCAGCCAGAGGAACGACCCGAGGAGGACCAAGUCGUGGAGGAGCAGGCAGAGGGGGAUACAACCAAGGAGGAAAUAGACAACAAAUGGGUAUGGGUGGUAGUCAAGGAAUUGCAAGGAACUACGAUGACUACUAGGGAAGGCCUCAAUCAAUCACAUCCACAAUACAAACGUUGUGGCCUUGGAAAUACAAAGACUAUUGAAGGAAGCCAUGCAGCAGUGACUAGGUUGAUAUUGCAUUGAUUAGUAGACAGAUCACCUAGUGUUAAGCCCUGUGCAUUGUGUUCAUUGUAUUCUUUAUCCAUGUAGAAGACAAUAUAGGACUAGGAUGUUGGAGAGGUAGAGCAAAAUACUCUAUCACCAUAGGACUGAAGACCAUCAAUGCAAGUCUAUCAGCAAAUUUUAAAAAGAAUGAAAAUAGUUUCCGAGGUUGUAGAAUGUGUGAUCAUGUUUUAUUUUAUAUAAAAACAAUAUAUUUGACAUGUGACGUCUGGUCACAACAAGACAGUUGCAAUCAACAUGGCAAGUAUUUCAUGUUUCAUUUACAAUGAUUGUGAGUUUAAUCACAAUUUACAAUUACCUGGUAUGUAAAUAUUCUCAGAACUAUUUUUGGGGACAGAUUGAAAGAUGGAUAUGACCAUCUUUCUGCAGAAUGUAAUUUUUCUAACAAACUUAAGAAAGGUGAUUUUGUUUGUGAAUUCCAGCUUGCAUUAAACUCACCUAUGGUGGAUUUCUCUUAUUCCACCUGUAGAUGUCAUUCUUACAACCUCUUUGUGCAGGUAAAUAGACUGAAUGAUCUUUUGUCAUGUUUCUUCAUUGAUUUCUUUAGAAUGGUUAUUGUAACAUAUCUUACAACAUGUAUAUUUCAUGAGUCAUUGCACUUCCCACAUCAUAUUAAAUGUUUUACACUUCAUUUCUUUUGAUAUCCUGGUGGAUAAUAGGGCCGAUACAUUGUAAAUUAGAGGCAUAUUUGAAAUCGGGUAAUAGAUUUACAAUUCCAUCUGGAAUAAUCUACAAUUAAAUUAAAGGCAAUGUAGAUAGUA